This is a messenger RNA of Argiope bruennichi, 987 nucleotides long. It is a transcript of the gene mRpS28, whose product is annotated as 28S ribosomal protein S28, mitochondrial-like. The transcript is spliced from 2 exons. The record is from RefSeq and is a predicted model, not a curated record. The coding region runs from base 372 to 932 and encodes 186 amino acids. NCBI's taxonomy places the organism in Eukaryota, Metazoa, Arthropoda, Arachnida, Araneae, Araneidae. Gene Ontology annotation, cellular component: mitochondrial small ribosomal subunit.
GCUGAACUACUGCGCAACGCUUAUUAAAAUCUCUAAUAUAUGGAAUUUUAAGAAUAAUCUGGUUUACGAUAUGAUAAUGAAAGAAAAAAAAAAUUAAAGCAUUAAAUGAAAGAUUGCAAUAUAGGAUAAUUUUAAGUUAGAAUCAAGAAAGCAAGAAAUAUAAAAUCAAGUUUCGCAUGCGCAGUAUUCCAGUCAUUACUUUCACCAUACCUAGACAUCGAAGUUAAAACAUGUAAACAUGAUGUGUUUUUGAUAUGCUCAUUUUCAUUAAAGACCAAUUUUUUUAAUAUUAAUAUAAUUGUUCAAUUUAAAAUUUCUCCAUUUAUUGUCACAUUAUUUUUUCCUGUUAUUCAAGUCAAGUAUUUAAAAAUAUGCUUCGUUUAAUUCGUAAUCUAAACCUACUUCGUGCAGUUAACUCAGCGAAUGUUUAUAAUGUGCAAGUAAGAUGUUCUUCCGAUUCAAGAAAAGACAAUGAAACUGAUCAUCCAGACAAAAAAAAUGAAAUCAGUAUUUCAGGAUUGGCUCAAGCACUUGGAAAAUUUCGUGAACUUGAGAAAUCAGAGGGCAAAGUGGAAUCUCCCCCAAAACCGCAACGAAGUUUUCUAAAUUUACUUAGACAUUCAGAAUUUGUACAAAUGGGUGACCCUCAUGGUAAAGUAGUUGUAGGUAAAAUUUUUCAAGUUGUUAAGACUGACUUAUAUAUAGAUUUUGGUGGGAAGUUUUAUUGUGUUUGCCGCAAGCCAAAGAAAAAUUCUGAGUUAUAUGUCAGAAAUGCUGAAGUCAAGCUGCGAAUAAAUGAAUUAGAAUUAUGUGCUCGAUUCUUAGGGGCUGUUGAAGAUUUGACCUUGUUAGAAGCAAGUGCAACUUUGAUAGAAUUAGUUUCAACACCAGUUAGCUCAGAUGCAGCAAGUAGACUACGUAAAAAUAAUUAAAUAAUGUGUAAUUCUGCCUAUACUACUGGUAAUAAAUACUUGAUAUGCCUUUUAA